This is a messenger RNA of Trachemys scripta elegans, 886 nucleotides long. RefSeq names its product chromosome 10 C7orf50 homolog (gene CHLSN). The transcript is spliced from 4 exons. Bases 93 to 626 code for a protein of 177 amino acids. NCBI's taxonomy places the organism in Eukaryota, Metazoa, Chordata, Testudines, Emydidae. The record is from RefSeq and is a predicted model, not a curated record.
UACUUAUUGCACCAGCCCACAAGACACAUUCCUCAGGGGACUUUAGAGGAACCCAGUUUCUCCCCCAUCCCACCUGCAAUAAAUCAGCAUAUAUGUUGCCGUCAUCAGCAAGUGCUAGCCAGCAUAGAGGGCAUGUAUGGUGCUCUUGCUCAAAGGGCACCCCCCACAUUAAGAGAACAAAAAAAGUGGAGGAGGAGGCGGAGGAACUUACCAGAGAGGAAAGGAGGACAUUGGAAAGAAAACUAAAGAAAGAGCGUAAGAAGGAAGAAAAAAAACUGAUGCGGGAAGCUGGAAUUGCUGCUAAGAAAGAAGAGCCCAAAAAACCAUCAGGAGCUGAGUUGGCACUGGAGUAUUUAACUAGCUGGUCCAAAAAUCCAAAAGAAUGGAAGUUUCAAAAGACUAGGCAGACUUGGCUUCUUUUGCACAUGUAUGAGAAAGAGAAGGUUCCAGAUGAAUAUUUCUCUAUUUUAUUGGACUAUCUGGAGGGGCUUAAGGGCAGCGCGCGAGAUGUAACCAUGCAGAAAGCUGAAGCUCUUAUGAAAGAAUAUGACAAUUCGGAUACAGAAGAUCCAGACCUGUUGGAGAAGUGUGAGCGCAUACGAAAAGUUUUACAGCUAUUAUCAUGAAAGUGUGUAAACCUUGUCAUUAGAUUUCUAGAUUCACCUGUCUCUAUCAUUGUAUGGAGAACAGGUGAAAUGCAACAAAUAACUUCCAAAAAAAUAUGUAAAUACAUGUUUUUUCAUUAAGAAUUGUAAUUAUGAUAAAAUUUCAUGUUUCCAUUGUACAGUGUUUUAAAAUCAAUCAUUAAACAGUUUAUAAGGAGACUGUAAUCAAAACGAACCAUAGUGUUUGCCCAUUAUUAAACAUUCUAUUUUGGCUCCAUCAA